AUGUCUUUGCAAUCCUCAGCUCAGCUGGGAUUUGCUGUCUCAGUUUUCACGUUCGCAUCAGCUGGCUUGCCUUUGUCGUCGCGGAACUUUGCCAAGCCAGCGCCGAGCCUGCCCACGCUUGGGUGUGCACGAGUUGACUCUUCAUCCUCGGUCGUUGAUGCAGCUCACCCGGAUGCCUUGCUGCUGCUACAAUCUUGCGCGCGUGCGGAGCUGCCAAUCUUGGUGCUGGACCUCUUGAGACCUGGUCCGCCUUUGCUGCUUCAAUCUCCCACUCGAAUGGGAUCUGCUUUGCCACCGUCUGGCUGCGCGUGCACGGGGAGCAGCCUGAUACUUCUGGACUGUGUAAGCCCAGGUGUUCCGCUCGCAAUCCGCGGUGCGCUGAAACAAAGCGGCGAAAUCUCCCUGGGACAAGAUCUGAAUGUCAACGGCUACGGCAGUUUUGGAAAUUGGCCGUCAGCAUUCAGUUAUGCCAAUCUUGCAUCGACAAUGCCAGCGAGGUCAAUUGCAAGGCUUGAGCUUGCGGUGCCUGUUUCUGACUUCUCGAACCUUGAGCUCCCGUCGACAUUGCAUGGCUGCAGCCGUUUGGACCCGGCCAUUGCAGCCAGCGGAACGGCCCAGCUUGGAGCGCGGCUGCCGAUCCUGGACUCUGCGAGUGUCGGCCCAUCCUUUCUGCCGCAUGGUCAUUCAAGGCUAGGGCUCGCAGCACUUGCUUUUGAUGUGACGCUGCUUGAUCUGUCAUCAUCCCCACGGAGUGCGCAUUGCCUUGGCUUGCUGCUGGCUGCGUGUGGUAUGUCACGCUUGGGUACACCACUGCCGGCACCGGGCCGUACAACUCCGGGGCCGCUUCUGUCAUUGCACAGCCCGGCACGCAUGGAUCCAGCGGCUUUUGUUCUAGGUUUUGCCAAUCUCGGCUCUGCGCUGGUGGCGAGGGCAUCCUCACAGCCCGAGUUGCUGCUUCUGACAAGAAGCUCUGUAUAA
Messenger RNA from Effrenium voratum, 978 nucleotides. NCBI's taxonomy places the organism in Eukaryota, Dinophyceae, Suessiales, Symbiodiniaceae. The record is from the annotation of a GenBank genome assembly.